AUGACAGGGAAAGUUGGCUCAAUUCUCGAAGGUGGACACCGGCGGCAGAGGCAAGAGUUUAGCUCGAUUCUCGGAGGCGGAGGUCGGUAUCGAUUCUCAAAGGCGGAAGCCGGGGGCGGAGGACGAAGGGCUAUAAUCGUCAAUUCAUACCCACCAUUUUCCCCUAAUUCAUUCUAUUCCCCAUCGACUUUCUUCAUCCUCUCGUCUCGCCCCUCAAAUUCAAUCCAAACUUUUUUUCUCGUAAUUCCGCCUGUGUCCCCUCUCAUGGCCGCCAUCUCCAGCCCCACCUCAAACCCUAGCUUCAUCUCCCCCAUGCUGCAGCCCUACCUCGAACAGCAGCAGCAGCAGCAGCACCACCACCACGUCCAGCCGGACCCGCCGCCGGACGACGGAUCCUCCCACGACGCCGUCUCCGAAGACUUCAGCCGCGAUCCUGCCCCUACUUCCGACAACGAUUCCGUUUCUUCCAACCCUAAUACAAACCCGAGCUCAAACCCUAGCCCGAUCAAGCUCCUCCACGUCUCCUUCAACCAGGAUUACGGCUGUUUCGCCACGGGGACCGACCGGGGCUUCCGAAUCUACAACUGCGACCCUUUUCGGGAGAUCUUCCGGCGCGAUUUCGACGGGAACGGCGGCGGUGUUGGCGCCGUCGAGAUGCUCUUCCGGUGCAACAUCCUUGCCCUGGUCGGCGGCGGGGAUGCGCCUCAGUACCCGCUGAACAAGGUCAUGAUUUGGGACGAUCACCAGAGCCGCUGCAUCGGGGAGCUUUCCUUCAGGUCGGAAGUGCGUGGGGUCCGGUUGCGAAGGGAUCGGAUUAUUGUUGUCCUCGAGCAGAAGAUUUUUGUCUACAAUUUCGCGGAUUUGAAGCUGCUGCAUCAGAUCGAGACGAUUAUGAACCCCAAGGGGCUCUGUGCGGUUUCUCAGGUUACGGGUUCGUUUGUGUUGGUCUGCCCAGGGCUGCAGAAGGGGCAGGUCAGGGUGGAGCAUUACGCUUCGAAGAGGACUAAAUUCAUCAUGGCUCAUGAUUCUAGGAUUGCGUGCUUUACGCUCUCUCAAGAUGGGAACUUUCUGGCUACGGCUAGCAGUAAGGGAACAUUGGUUCGGAUAUAUAAUACACAUGAUGGGAGUUUACUGCAGGAGGUACGGAGGGGUGCAGACAGGGCAGAAAUAUAUAGUCUGGCAUUUUCACCCACAGCUCAGUGGCUGGCAGUCUCAAGUGAUAAGGGCACGGUUCAUGUUUUUGGUCUUAAGGUUAACACUGGAAAUCCUGGAAGCGAAAGGUCGAAUAGCCCUGAACCAAAUCCUUCUGUUGGGACUUCAAGUUCUUCCUUGUCUUUCAUUAAAGGAGUGCUGCCCAAGUACUUCAGCUCAGAGUGGUCUGUCGCCCAGUUUCGUUUACCUGAAGGAUCACAGUAUAUUGUUGCUUUUGGCCACCAGAAGAAUACAGUGGUAAUUCUCGGCUUGGAUGGAAGUUUCUACAGAUGCAAAUUCGACCAUGCAACUGGUGGGGAGAUGAUUCAAUUGGAGUAUCACAAUUUUCUGAAUCCAGAAGAAGCUUUCUAG
Molecule: messenger RNA, 1563 nt
Organism: Striga hermonthica
Lineage: Eukaryota; Viridiplantae; Streptophyta; Magnoliopsida; Lamiales; Orobanchaceae
Source: the annotation of a GenBank genome assembly